Messenger RNA from Carlito syrichta (Philippine tarsier), 1474 nucleotides. RefSeq names its product lipoic acid synthetase (gene LIAS). The record is from RefSeq and is a predicted model, not a curated record. Bases 91 to 1209 code for a protein of 372 amino acids. NCBI's taxonomy places the organism in Eukaryota, Metazoa, Chordata, Mammalia, Primates, Tarsiidae. Gene Ontology annotation, biological process: lipoate biosynthetic process. Gene Ontology annotation, cellular component: mitochondrion. Gene Ontology annotation, molecular function: 4 iron, 4 sulfur cluster binding; lipoate synthase activity. The transcript has 11 exons.
GUCAUCAACAGAGCGACGGUUUUCCACUUGUCCUGUCCCGGGAGUUAGUGAUCACCCAGGCCCCUCGAUCGCGCGAGGCCUAAAGAGGGGAUGUCUCUACGCUGCAGGGACGCCGUCUGCAUUCUGGGGCCGCGGGUAUUUGGACGAUAUUUAUGCAGCCCAGUCAGACCAUUAAGUUCCUUGCCAGACCAAAGAAAGGAAUUUUUACAGAAUGGACCAGACCUUCAAGAUUUUGUAUCUGGUGAUCUUGCAGACAAGAGCACCUGGGAUGAAUAUAAAGGAAACUUAAAGCGACAGAAAGGAGAAAGGUUGAGACUACCUCCAUGGCUAAAGACAGAGAUUCCCAUGGGGAAGAAUUACAAUAAACUGAAAAAUACUUUGCGAAAUUUAAAUCUCCAUACAGUAUGCGAGGAAGCUCGAUGUCCCAAUAUAGGAGAAUGUUGGGGAGGUGGCGAAUAUGCCACUGCCACAGCCACCAUCAUGUUGAUGGGUGACACAUGUACAAGAGGUUGCAGAUUUUGUUCUGUUAAGACUGCAAGAAACCCUCUUCCACUGGAUGCCACUGAGCCCUACAAUACUGCAAAGGCAAUUGCAGAGUGGGGUCUGGAUUAUGUUGUCCUGACAUCUGUGGAUCGAGAUGAUUUGCCUGAUGGGGGAGCUGAACACAUUGCAAAGACUGUAUCCUACUUGAAGGAAAGGAAUCCAAAAAUCCUUGUGGAAUGUCUCACCCCUGAUUUUCGAGGAAACCUUAAAGCAGUAGAAAAAGUUGCUCUGUCAGGAUUAGACGUGUAUGCACAUAAUGUUGAAACAGUUCCAGAAUUGCAGAGGAAAGUUCGUGAUCCCCGAGCCAAUUUUGACCAGUCUCUGUGUGUACUGAAGCAUGCCAAGGCAGUUCAGCCCAAUGUUAUUUCUAAAACAUCUAUAAUGUUGGGAUUAGGCGAGAAUGAUGAGCAAAUAUAUGCAACAAUGAAAGCACUUCGUGAAGCAGAUGUGGACUGUUUGACUUUAGGGCAAUAUAUGCAGCCAACAAGGCGCCACCUUAAGGUUGAAGAAUAUGUUACUCCUGAGAAGUUCAAAUACUGGGAAAAAGUAGGAAAUGAACUCGGAUUUCAUUAUACUGCAAGUGGCCCUUUGGUGCGGUCUUCAUAUAAAGCAGGUGAAUUUUUCCUGAAAAAUCUAGUGGCUAAAAGAAAAACAAAAACCCUCUAAAACUUAGACAAUAUCUUCAAGAUCACAUUAGUUUCAAAAUUUGAAUGCUGUUGGUAACAGAGGAGGUACCAGAAUACCUGGAAAUCAGUGGAUGUGCCCCUGACUCUGACUGCUUCAAGAGAAAUGUCAAUAAGCUGUACAUAUUUAAUUGUAAUAAUUCAUUAGCUUUUAGCGUAUCUUCCCUGGCCUCAUAAACAGUUGCUUGCCAUGUUGUAAUCAUAAAACAUCUUUGGAAGACUUUGCUGUUAACUGUUAUAAUAAAAAA